Messenger RNA from Cephus cinctus (wheat stem sawfly), 11700 nucleotides. RefSeq names its product papilin (gene Ppn). Gene Ontology annotation, biological process: extracellular matrix organization. NCBI's taxonomy places the organism in Eukaryota, Metazoa, Arthropoda, Insecta, Hymenoptera, Cephidae. Gene Ontology annotation, molecular function: serine-type endopeptidase inhibitor activity; metalloendopeptidase activity. Bases 139 to 8787 code for a protein of 2882 amino acids. The record is from RefSeq and is a predicted model, not a curated record. The transcript is spliced from 38 exons. Gene Ontology annotation, cellular component: extracellular matrix; extracellular region.
AGUUGCCGCGCGCGUUUCGACCGCUUCAUGGUCGCUUACACAGUCGCUUCUCACAGUUUUGAGAAUUCAUCAUAGUCUCAGGAGGGAUACGGCCAAUUUCAAGGGAUAUUCCACGAGGCGGACAGACCUCUAUUCAAGAUGCACCAUCGAUUUACCAGGUCGCUGGUGUUUCUCAUAUUUAUUGCAUCGACGCACGUGACAGACACCCUAGCGAAAUACCACCAUAUAAAAUUAAGGCACGGACGACACAGACGACAACAUGGCGAGAGUUACCUGCCUGCAAGCUUUGUGCUCGACUCGGAGGAACCGGAAAGGGGGACCUGGGGCCCUUGGUCAACUCCUAGCUCCUGUUCGCGGUCUUGUGGCGGCGGUGUUGCCCAUCAGAAACGACAGUGUCUUGAUAUUGAUAGCGGUGGAGUCGCGAGGUGUACAGGUGCCACAAGAAGAUUCUUUUCCUGUAACAUUCAAGAUUGCCCUGGCGAGCCAAAGGAUUUCCGAGCUGAACAAUGUGCCGCCUACAAUAAUGUCCCUUUUGAAAACACGUAUUACGAGUGGAUUCCUUAUACCGGGUCGCAUAAUAAGUGCGAGCUAAACUGUAUGCCGCGCGGAGAACGUUUCUUCUAUAGGCAUAAAUCAGCAGUUACUGAUGGUACACCCUGCGCUCUUGAACAAAAUGACGUUUGCGUCGAAGGAAAAUGCAUGCAUGUGGGGUGCGACAUGAUGCUCGGCAGCGACGCCAAGGAAGAUGCUUGUAGGGAGUGCGGUGGUAACGGAACGGAUUGUAAUACCAUAAGUGGACUCUUCGAUACAGAUGAAUUACAGAUUGGCUACAUCGACAUUCUGCUCAUUCCUGAAGGUGCCAUGAACAUCGUGAUCAAGGAGGUCGCACCAUCCAAUAAUUAUUUGGCCAUUCGUAACACUGCCGGUCAAUAUUACCUGAAUGGUAAUUGGAGAAUAGAUUUUCCACGCUCUUUAAGAUUCUCUGGUACUAUAUUCCAUUACACGAGAUAUCCUCAGGGUUUCUCGGCUCCUGAUACCAUAACGGCACUUGGCCCUACGAACGAAGCUAUUUACGUUGUAUUGCUCUAUCAAGAUAAAAAUGUUGGUGUCCACUACGAAUACAGCAUUCCAAAGAAAUUAUCUCAACACACAGAUCCCAGCGGUUACACUUGGACAGCUGAUGAAUUUUCAGAAUGUAGUGCAACCUGUGGAGGAGGUUAUCAAUCAAGAAUCGUUAAGUGCGUUCGACGUGGCGACAAUACCCCAGUGGAUGAGAAACUCUGUGACCCGCAACUGGAACCAGCCGAUACUGAAGUUUGUAAUAAUGAACCAUGCCCACCGGAAUGGAUAGAGGGCGAAUGGGGUACUUGUAGUAAGCAUUGCGGUGACGAUGGUGUACAGACCAGAGAAAUCAAAUGUGAACAGAUAAUAUCCGGUGGUAUUCCAUCGAUUGUGGACGAAGCCCAAUGUUUAGAAAAAUUGGGACCCAAGACGGAAACAACUCGACAAUGUAACAAAGACGUUGAAUGUCCCAAGUGGCACUUGGGUCCAUGGAAACCGUGUGAUCAUCUGUGCGGUAAAGGCAAGCAAACUAGACGGGUAACUUGUUACAAGAAAGUCGAUGGAAAGAUUACAGUUCUUGAGAAUUUAGCUUGCGAAGAGGAAGUACCUGAAAGAGAGAAACCUUGUGAAUUACGACCAUGCGAAGGACUCGAUUGGGUUGCUUCCGAAUGGAGUGGCUGUACCGAGAAAUGUGGUCUCACGCAAGAAACCAGGACGGCACAUUGCGCAACUCAGGAUGGUACCGUGUAUCCGGAUGAGAAAUGCAAUCCUGAUAAAAAACCAAAAUUGACUAGGAAAUGUGAUACUUCGCAGGAUUGUAAAUUUUUCUGGUAUGCCGCUCAAUGGAGUGAGUGCUCCGCCAAAUGUGGUACAGGUAUUCAAACACGAAAAGUAUUUUGUGCUUCUGCCGAGGAUGAUGAUACUUUCAAGAAAGUUCCGGAAUCGAAUUGCGAUCCUGAAAAAAAAUACGAGGAUACACAAAACUGUACAGCUGAAAUUAAAGAAUGUGAGGGAGAAUGGUUCGCUGGACCUUGGAGCAAGUGUACGAAACCUUGCGGUGGUGGUGACAUGGCUAGGAAAGUGAUUUGCAUGAAAGGCGAUAUAAAAGUUCCGGCCAGUAAUUGUGACUCUGGCUCUAUUCUAUUUAGUCAGGAAGACUGCAACACUCACCCUUGUGAAGAAGACGAGGUAAUUCCCGUGGAUCCAGAGAAGGCUAAAGCCCUUACCGAUGAGGAAGAGGAAUGCGAGGAAUAUGAAGAUGACGAAUUUGUCACAUUCGAUACCAGCCUUAAAACAGAUAGUGGCGUAGACGUCUAUACAUCAGAAAUAACAGAAGCAACAACUUUAAGUUCACCGUUUGACUCUGACGCAUCAGAAGGAACCAGAACUAUCAGUGACGUGUCUUUAUUCACGGCCGAUAGUAGUUCAUCUAAUAACUUAAUGAAUGAUUCUCCUUCCACGAGAGGAGACAUGCCAAUCCCGACAGAUCCUGGAAGUGGCAGUGGCAGCGGGGAUGGUGAUUAUACAUCCUUCAGCGAAUUUAAUACUGAUUAUACCAGUUCGUUGGAUGAUCUUUCUACUCUGGAAGGAAGUGGCACAUCUCCAGAUGAAUCUAGCAGUAGCUUUGUAACAGUUGCGACUGACGAGCCCAGUAUAUCAUCUAAAGUAUCUUCAGUAUCUACUAAAGAUGAAGUUACUGAAUCUACAGAGUCAUCGAAUGUAUCCACUGUCCAGUUUACUGAAUCAGAGUCAUCGAAAGGAUCCACUGUCUUGUUUACCGGAUCAGAGGCAUCAUCUGGUUCCGAUGUCACAACUGAAUCUUCUACUUCUGGAGCUACAGAGGGAUUAACCGAUCCAUCGUCUGAAUCCACUGCUUCAUCGAUAUCUGCUAAGUCGUCCGAGUCCGUUGCUGAAACUAGUUCAAUAAUUGAGUCAUCAUCUACCUCCAUUGUCACCGAAUCAAGUGGCACCAGCGCAAGUUCAGAAGGCAAAACAGAUUCUUCUUCUUUAGAAACUUCUGAAUCCGAAACAACUGAAUCGGAUACUACCGAAUCAACAGAAUCAACACCUACUUCUUCCACGGAUACGGAGGAAACGUAUUCUACAGAAGUUACAGUCACACCCGGUUACAGUGAAAAUGAAUAUUCGGAAUCGGAAACAACAUCGGCAAUUGAGUCAACAACAUCCAGUGGUACUACAACAUCUUCCAUUGUUAAGGAAGUGAUUCUUGAAUAUGACCCAUCCUCGGUGAUAGACAAGGAAAAUUCUUCAGCCGAAGAAACAGAAAAUACUGACGUUUCUAGUACUGCAGCUUCUACUGAAACUGUUGAAGCCGGAAGCUCAACUGAAAUUAGUGGUGUUACGGAAGCUACUGAAUCUACAGAAAUUUCCUAUUCCACGGAUAUGAAAUCUUCUACAGCUUCUGGAUCUACUGAAUCUACCCUAUUUGAAGAGACAUCGGAAGCUAGUGGCUCUACUGUGUCUGGUGAAACAACAGGAUCUGAAUUUGAAUCUUCGACCGGAAUUCAAGAAACAACAGUAUCUGCUCAGUCGACUGAGUUACCUGAAAUAACAGAAUCAGAAGCAUCUACUAUAACUGAAGGAAUAUCAGAAUCUACUGAAUCAGGCGCAACAACAGAAUCCACAUUCACGGAGUAUGAACAAACAACCGAUUUGAGCGGUACAUCUGAGUCUGGUGAAACAACAUUAAUUGAAAAAAGUGAUAUCACAACAGAAAGUGGAAUCACCGAAGAAACGACAGAGUCAGGUAUCACGUCUGAUGAAGACGAGGAAACGGAUCUUACUGAUCAAUCGCAUAUUACCGAUUUCUGGACCACUAUCAGUCCUAUCGAAGCGGCUAUUACAAAAGAGCAUAAACUCAAGAAAUGCAAGUUAAGGAGGAAGAAGAAGCACUGCAAAACAUCAGAAUUUGGUUGUUGUUAUGACGGAAUUACCGCAGCGGAGGGUCCAUUCGGCAAAGGAUGUCCAACACCUGAAACUUGCAAAGAGAGUAAAUUUGGUUGUUGUCCUGAUGGAGUGUCCGCUGCUACUGGACCAGAUAAUCAAGAUUGCCCAGAUACUCACUGUCAAGAAACUCUCUUUGGUUGCUGUCCAGAUGGAGUUACAGCGGCUGAAGGAAAUGACUUUGAGGGAUGCAAAAAACCAUGCAAUGAAACAGAAUUUGGAUGUUGUCCAGACAACGAGACACCCGCUGAUGGUGAGAACAAUCUGGGAUGCUGCAAUGUUACUGAAUACGGUUGUUGUCCUGACAAUAUUAAACCAGCUACUGGUCCAGAUGGUGAAGGAUGCGAAGAAGAGGAAAUCACUUCGAUAACGUCAUCAACAGAAGAAGAAGUCGAAGUGACAACAGUUUCCGUAAUAGAAGAAGACUGCGCGAACUCAACCUAUGGUUGUUGUCCCGACGGCAAGAGAGUUGCAACCGGUGAAAACUUCGAGGGUUGCGGUGUCAUCGAUACCGAAAAUUGUACCGCAUCAUAUUUCGGCUGCUGUCCAGACCAAAUAUCGGCAGCUCUUGGUCCUAACAAUCACGGUUGCCGUAUGCCUUGCGAGAACACAACCUAUGGUUGUUGCGACGAUGGAUCCACACCAGCUCACGGAUCCAAUGGGGAAGGCUGCUGUUUGACUACACCAUUCAAAUGUUGCCCCGACAACAUUCUACCAGCUCGCGGUCCAGAUUUUUAUGGCUGUGGCUGCCAAUACUCAAGAUUUGGUUGCUGUCCAGACAAUACUACUGCAGCUCGAGGAUCCAACAACGAAGGAUGCGGUUGUAAAUACACUGCACAUGGAUGCUGCCCCAAUCAAUUUACACCAGCAAGCGGUCCCAAUUACGAAGGAUGUCCUUGCUAUACUUAUCAGUUUGGCUGCUGUCCUGAUGGCCUUACAAUUGCUAGAGGACCUCACGGACAAGGAUGCGGGUGCGACUACAGUGAAUUUAAAUGCUGCUCCGAUGGAAGGACUCCAGCCAAAGGACACAACUUUGCUGGAUGUACAUGCGAUGCAUCGAAAUACGGAUGCUGUCCUGAUGGAAUUGAAGAAGCUCAAGGAGAAAAUUUCGAAGGAUGUCUAUCAGUGCCAUCCAUUCCAGGUGCUGCUUGCUCUCUCGAGAAAGAUCGAGGACCUGAGAACUGUCGCAACUUUACUGUCCAAUGGUACUUCGAUACCGAAUAUGGUGGUUGCUCCAGGUUCUGGUAUGGUGGUUGCGGCGGUAACGAGAAUCGCUUCAAGACGCAGGAAGAAUGUAAAGCGGUUUGUAUGGAACCUAAAGGCCGUGAUGCUUGCUAUCUACCCAAAAUUGCUGGUGCCUGCACGGGAUACUUCCCUACCUGGUAUUAUGAUAGUGCAAGGAAACAAUGCGGUCAGUUCCGCUAUGGAGGAUGUCUUGGAAACGCGAAUAGGUUCAAGACUCGUGAGGACUGUGAAGAACUAUGCGUGGUACCUGAUGACAUUGAUCCUUGUGAUCAGCCCAAAGAGCAAGGACCCUGCAAAGGUAACUUCACUAAGUGGUACUUCAACAAGGAUGCGCAAACAUGCGAACAAUUUACAUAUGGUGGCUGCAAAGGAAACAAUAACAACUAUCCAACUGAAGUUGCUUGUCAUCAACAAUGUCUUCAGCCAGGUCGCAGUCGAGUAAUUCGGGACGUGUGCGCCCUGAAGAAAGAUCCCGGGCCUUGUCCCGGCUCUUUGCUACGCUGGUAUUACGACGCGAAACGUCAAACAUGUAAACAAUUUGUUUAUGGCGGUUGUAAAGGCAAUGGCAAUAAAUUCCGAACUCGCGCUGCAUGUGAGCAGCGUUGUCCAGUUAGAGAACAAGACACUUGUCUGCUUCCUGCACUUUUGGGAGAGUGUCACAACUAUACCCAACGUUGGUAUUACGAUUUCUAUGAACAACGAUGUAGACAAUUUUAUUACGGGGGCUGUGGUGGCAAUGGAAAUAAUUUCGCUGACGAACACGAUUGCAUCAAUAGAUGCGAAACCAGAAUCAGCACACCAGCUCCUUCUGCCAUUCAAUUCAAAACUGAGUAUUGCUUCCUGCCUGACGAUCAUGGUCCUUGCGCCGAAAACACAACAAAAUGGUUCUACGACAGCAGAGAUGGCACCUGCAAAAUCUUUAUGUAUGGUGGCUGCCAAAGUAAUGGAAAUAACUUCAAUACACGCGAAGAAUGCGACUAUCGCUGUGGAACAGUACAAGAUCCGUGUACUUUACCGAAAGUCGUCGGUCCCUGUGCCGGUUCCGUUAAACAAUACUUCUAUGAUAGACAAUCCGAUUCUUGUUACGAAUUUGACUAUAGUGGUUGUCAAGGAAACAAAAAUCGCUUCCAGGACAAAUUAUCUUGUGAGCAACAGUGCAAGAAAGAAGUACAGCCUCCUGCUCCAGGGGUAGCCGACAUUCAACGGACUACUGAAGCUCCCCGUGCUUCAGUCGAACCUGUACCAGUCAGUCCCAAUUGCUUGGCACCAGUCGAUGCUGGUCCAUGUAACGGUGACACUACAGCAUAUUAUUAUGACGUGCAAUCCCACAUGUGUCAAGCAUUCAUCUACGGUGGCUGUGAAGGAAAUGCUAAUAGAUUCCAAACGGAAGAACAAUGCGAGAGACUUUGUGGGAGGUUCCAAGGCCAAGAUAUCUGCAACCUUCCGGUGGACAGCGGACCCUGUCGUGGCGCUUUUGCGAAAUUCUUCUACGACUCUGCAAUUCGCGGAUGUCGCGAAUUCACUUAUGGUGGAUGUGACGGUAAUGCCAACAGAUUCAGCACAGUAUCUGAGUGCGAAUCUAUCUGCAUUCAUCGUGAGGAGCCUGCACCUACUGGAAAUAACACUGCACUUUCUCAUUUGGCUAUCUGUAGAGAACCUGUGGAUAUUGGCUCGUGUCCUACACCAAGUUACAGACGUUUUUACUACAACGAUGAAAUCCAGACUUGUAUUCCAUUUAUUUACACUGGUUGCGGUGGAAAUCGUAACAGAUUCAAAACCUUUGAGUCUUGCAUUAGCACAUGCCUUAGGCCGAGUAACGAGAUUGACGUUGAUGUUGAGAAAAAAUCGAAAGAUCCGUGCGCAGAAACUCGUGAGGAGUGUCGUAUUAUUCGCUGUCCAUAUGGCAAAGAAGCCUUUGUCGACAGUCAAGAUUGUGAACGUUGCCGUUGCGUAGAUCCAUGUACCUCACGAACCUGUCCUGAAGGUACAAAAUGUGCCAUCACCUUAGUGCCCAUCAACGAUGGCACCGAGUACGUUGGUACCUGCAGAUCAACAACGAAACCAGGCCGCUGUCCGAACGUAUCGAAUAGCACCAGAUGCGAACAGGAAUGCACUUCGGAUGCAGAUUGUGCUGGAGAAUCGAAAUGCUGCAACAAUGGCUGUGGGACUUCAUGCCUAGAACCUGCACCUGAAGAACCACUAACCACACCACCUCCUGUUAUUGCCGUGACUCUGCCACAAUAUGGUGCUGAACCUGCGUAUAUUCAGCAACCUGAAGAGUCUGAAUUGACCGCCGAAGAGGGCAGCUUCGUCACGAUGAAAUGUGUAGCGAUCGGAAAUCCCAAACCAACGAUUUCUUGGCGAAAGGACACUGUUGUGAUAAAGGAUUCUGAAAAAAGACGACGCAUUAUGUCUGACGGCUCUCUUCAAAUAAUAAAUUUAUAUACCUACGACAGAGGUACUUAUAUAUGUAGUGCAUACAAUGGUCUUGGUGCACCAGUCAGAGUAGAAUACCAAUUGGACAUUACAGAACCGCACAAUAGACCUGCCGCCAUCAUCGGGGAGCCAAAUGCAACUGUGACUGUCACUUUAAAUUCGCCAAGGACCCUGCACUGCUACGCAAUGGGCUGGCCAAGGCCACAAGUCACCUGGUGGCAUGGAGACAAUAUGCUACCACUUACAUCUGAAUCUUAUGAGCAAGACUCUGAUUAUACCUUGCUAAUCCGUUCAGUCACCUUAAGUAACCUUGGCAUAUACACCUGUCAGGCUUACAACGCUGUAGAAAGACCCACUUCAUGGUCCAUCACCGUUCAAGCUAUCGGUCCAGUUCACAAUAUCAAAUAUGAUCAACAACAGUACACAAAAUAUCUUGUUCAACCUCCCACAAGACCCAAUAUAAGCAAACCGCAAUAUCCUUAUAGACCAUCUAGAAUUCAAACUCCUGAGUAUCAAACCUAUGCCCCCCUAUAUCCCACCAGACCACCAUAUGUCCCAGGAGUUGUUCCUCUUACUGAAUCGCCUGAAGUGGUACCUCCUGUUAGGUAUACAGUACCGGUUAAAGUGAACAUAUCAGUACCACAAAAUGAAUUCCCAGAGGGUAGUGAUAUCAGUAUCGCUUGUAAUGUGGAUGGUUAUCCUAUUCCACGGGUAGAAUGGUACAAGGACGAUGUUCUUAUUCAAAUGAAUAACCGAGUAAGGAUAUCAGAAGCUAACAGGCUCCUUAUUUCCAACGCUAACAAAAACGAUACCGGAAAUUACCGAUGCGAAGCAUCCAACGAAUACACUUCUGAUUCUGGAAAUGUAGAUAUCCGUGUAGCUGGCAUUUUCAUCCAUCCAAAUUGCCAAGACAAUUUCUUCUUCGCCAAUUGCAAACUGAUCGUGGAAGCCCGUUACUGCCAGCACAAGUAUUACGCUCAGUUUUGUUGCCGAUCCUGUACAGAGGAUGGCCAAUUACCAGUGAGAGGACCGCACCUGGAUAACACCAGAAGAAGGAGAUCCAUCCUUCCCUUCUUUUAGAAAUUUAAAAUCGAAUUUUCGAAUGCUUCGGUAAGCGGGUCCAUGACACACUUCAUAAUUACGUGCCUGACUUCUUGAUAUUCAACCGCAUGAUACGUAAUUACAAGAGAAACAUCAACGUACUAGUACCAGAUAACCUCUCUGUACGUAAUUAUGAAUUACCACCAUAGAUAUUUGUCUUCUACCAUUAACGUACUAACCGACAUUGUUGAACAAUAUUUUGAAAAGCGCAGCGAGUAGAACAAAGAAACGCGUCAACCUUGUUUACACGCGAUUAUUAUAGAAUCUCGAUGCACUUUCAAUUCGUCCCCGUUUACCGGAAGUAUUGGGAAAAUCAAAUUUCCUUCACUGCCAAAGCCUUAGAACGUUUAUACAUAGAUACGAUAAAUUUAUAUUCGAAUCGAAGUAAAGUAGAGCUUUUGAUGGAUGGUGAAUCAAGAACUAAUCGGGAAUGGGAUUUCUUUCGUAUGCAUCGAUAGAAAUGUGCAUUUCGAUGGAUUAUCCAUGUAUACACGAUCUGACGCUGAAUCCUAGUCUGACGGAGCCAUAUUGGGCAGGUCGUCCCAAAUAAAAAAAAAGGCAAUUGAUGCUGUUUCGAGAAUGAAAUAAUCGCAACUUCACAAACCUCAGAAGGCAUUGCGUCACCUUAAAUAAUAAUGAUCGUUAAUAGAUAGAUUCAGUAUAACGUACCGUGCGAUAAUCUUUCGAAUCAAUGUUAUCAGAUAGUAACGAAUCCUUUAUAAUGCACUGCAGAAGAAUCGCAGACAAGAGUACAGUAAAACAGACACUUCGAGUCGUACAUUGAUAUUUCUCGUAUUAAGAAAACUACAAAAAAUCUUGCAAAUCAUUGGCAAGAAACUAUGAAGAUAGAUAUUAAAAUCAUUUACGUACGCGUUACCUUAACGAAAGUUUGAGAAUAUUUAAUCGUGAAUACUCAUAAGUGGAUAUACUUAUAAUAAUAAACAUGAAAAAUAUUUGUUUCAAUUUCCAAUGAACGAACAAUGCUUCAUGACAAGACCCUUGUACGGUACAUAUAUUAUAUUAAUCAUACGCACGUUAUAUUGUAAAAUAUAAAUAGUUUAGUAUGUAUUAUGACCUUCAUACUCUCCAUAUAAUUAUUGUGUAUUACUUAUGAAUACUCCGAUUUUACCGCAACGGAAGUAUCGCCAAAUACACAUAGAGAAUCUCUAAAAAUAUACGGACAGUGAAUCUUAAAUAAUUUUCACCUGGAUGAUAUAACAUGGUAAGAAAUCUUCUGUAUUCAAUAGCUAAUUUGAUUCGUUAAAGAAAAAAAAAAAAAAGUAGCAGUAUUGAACUACUUAGAACUGUAGAAUAGUUGAUUCUUUUUACUAUGUUGUAUCAUCAUAGUGUUUAGAAUACAUAACUAGUGUACAGUUGUAUUUUAUACAUUACAGACCAGUUUAAACUAUGUUCAAAGUUUGCAUGUCGUCCAGGUAUUGGAAAACAACGGUGUUGCAUUUAUAUUUGUUCCUGAAUUAUUAACCGUAAAUUUAAUUAUGUAAUAACAUUUCAUUAGUAUUACUUUACACUAUACUUCUUAAACGUUAAAAAUCGUAGGAUACUGUAAGAGACAAGUAAGGAGUACCAAAAGCAUUUAUAUACUUAAAAGUAUCAUUAUUGAUGACUAUUGAAAUUCUCUUAGAUCAUUUGGUGCUUAUUAUAUUAUCCUAUCUGUUCACUUAGAGUGAAAUACAGUGCCUUAUUAGAUAUGAUUCGAGAGAAUCUGGGAAAGAGUAUUUUACAUAUCACAAAUUUCAUUCUAGACAUUAUUACUAAUAUUCGGUACUUGAUUCAUUUAAAUUAUCUGACCUAAUGGCUAAAAUACUUAGACGAUCAGCUUAUUGCUAUGAAUAGAAAAACCUCUUUUCGAGAUUACUCUCGUACGACAGCGGUAUCAAUAAAAUGAUAGUCUUUCAAUAUCGCCGUGAUAAUACCCUGAAAAUGUAUAAAUAGAAUAUCUCUUUAGAUGAAUGUUUUUUUUUUUUACUUAAGAACAAGCAAUCUUCUACGCAAAUUUUUUCUUAACGUUUGUAUGGUUAAAAUUUAUAUGAAAGCAAUCCGAACGUUAUUUAAGAUUUUCAUAACUGUUAUCAGCACCAAGAUCUAUUUAAUAAUAAUUUUGACAUGUCACAGGAUUUUUUUUCACAAAUCAUCAAUGCGCGUAGCUGUAAGUGAAAAUUCAAAAGUAUAAAAGAAAAUAGUUCAAGGCAUAUAAACACGUAAUUAAUUUUUCGAAAAACAAGAAUUGAAAAGAAGUUCCGUUUUUCGUUGAUAUUAUUUACAAUGUUUUUGGAAUUUAAAUAAUUAUGAGUUUUAUUGUCACUUAUGGCUACGGGCAUUCUUGUGUAAAUUUUGUCUAGAAUCCGUAGUAUCAACGCUGAUGCUAUAAUAUUUUCACUAUUAAGAAAUAAUUCCACGACUCUUAAAAAUGGGGAACGUACCUCGCAGUGUGUAGUGUAUGUAAUAUAUAAAUGUACAUUUCCAGACCAUUUGAAUGAAACCAUACCAAUCCCUUCUAAUUAAUUGUACUAAUUUGCAUCAUUAGCAAUUGCAUUGUUCGUGCUUCUGAUUAAUUCCUUGUUUUGCAAUACGAAAGUCGCUACGGUCGGUACUACGGACUUUUGAAUACUCAAAGUGCUUAUUAGCAAACAAUUUAUCAAGUAAAAUUUAAUAAGUAAUGAGUAUCCAUAUCUCUAAAGUAUCACUAUCAAAAGUAUAAUACAUCAUGUCAGUAAUAAUUCAACGCUUUAGUGAAUUUCGUUGUAAAUGUAUUUUAGGUAACAAAUAAUAUAUAUAAUUCUACGAUAGAAGUAUCAAUGAAUACCACUAUACGAAUAUUGUAUGGACAAUAAUAAUAUUUAAGGUCCUUAAAUACACAACAAUUGAAAAUGA